AUGGCUGCAAAGUUGAGUAUGAAGCUUCUUAUUGAUAGAGAAAGCAAGAAAGUAUUGUUUGCUGAAGCAGGAAAAGAUGUUAUAGAUUUCCUCUUCAACCUUCUUUCUCUACCACUUGCAACAGUCAUAAAUCUCCUCUCCAACUCCAAGAAUGGCAUGGUCGGAUCUUUGAGUAACCUUUACAAGAGUGUUGAGAAUCUGGAUAAGGCCUACAUUCAACCAGAUCAGAAUAAGGACACACUUCUCAAACCCAUUCCUCCUCUGGCUCAGGCUCAUUUGUUGCUGCCAGACACUGUUCUAAGUUCAUGCAAUGUCAAUGUUAAAUUAUACAAAUGUACCAAUAUGGGUCAUGGUUCUUAUUUUGUUAAAGAUCCGAACCUCACUUGUCGGUGGUGCAAUACAAAAAUGAGUUUACUUGAUGUUCCUGAUGAGAAUAAGGCAGCGGUUGGUGCAGUAGAGACUGUGGAAGGUGGUGGUGGUGGUGGGUUUGUGAAGGAUAUGAUGACAUACAUGGUUUUGGAUGAUUUGGUGAUUAAACCUAUGUCCACCAUUUCUUGCAUUUGUUUGUUAAACCAGUUCAAUGUUAAAGAUAUUGGAAAUCUUGAAGAGGAGGUGGUUUGUUUUGGCAUGGAUGAGGGUUUGAAGAUGCUUGAAGCUUCACUGAAAGGGAAAGAAGUGCUUACAAUUGUUUUCGUUUAA
Impatiens glandulifera is the source of this 699-nucleotide messenger RNA. RefSeq lists its product as uncharacterized. The record is from RefSeq and is a predicted model, not a curated record. Lineage: Eukaryota; Viridiplantae; Streptophyta; Magnoliopsida; Ericales; Balsaminaceae. The coding region runs from base 1 to 699 and encodes 232 amino acids. The transcript has 3 exons.